Corticium candelabrum is the source of this 664-nucleotide messenger RNA. RefSeq lists its product as uncharacterized. The coding region runs from base 123 to 518 and encodes 131 amino acids. The record is from RefSeq and is a predicted model, not a curated record. The transcript is spliced from 2 exons. NCBI's taxonomy places the organism in Eukaryota, Metazoa, Porifera, Homoscleromorpha, Homosclerophorida, Plakinidae.
UUUCGGUAUAGUGUACCCUCUUAGCUUUCCAAACGUCACUCUAGGUCACGUGAUACGUAAACUGAGAUCUACAUCAGUCAGUACCCACUGACAUCAAUCAGUCUUAUCUGUACCUUCUCACAAUGCACGUGACAGUACGUCUCGUUCUGUUUCUCGGCAUUUUCCUCAUCGGCUGCUCUGCUUGCAGUCCAGAGCGACACGAAGACAAACAGGUCGCAACGCGUGCUCCAAAACGUCAUCUGUUGGAGCAAAUGAAACACGUGGUUGUUGGUGAUUGGUCCGUUCCUGUCUUUAUCAAAAAGAUUCUUCUAGUCGUCGUGGAGAACUACGGCACUCUCAACGUACACAUAUCGACCUACAACAAAGCGAAAAGCGAACUACGAGACAUUGGCGACGCAAACGUAGUUAAAAAUCUUGAUGUCCGGAUGAUUCGAGCGAACAACCAGGAGUACGCCCUUUUGGAACAAUACGUCGAUUUGGCGGUCACACGCAGCGUGCUGGACAGCGCAAGAGCAUGAAACAUGACAAGGAAUACUAAUUAGCUAGCUAAAAGACAGACAAUGCGUGUCUGCAAGGAAUGCGUGCUGUUUUGCUUCUCUUGAUUAGAAUCUGUUGCAUGAUACUGCAGGGAGCGUAUAAUAUGAAUUUAGCGGACAAACAACAA